UUUAGGCGGUGAUAACCAUAAUCUCAUUUGGCAGUGAGGCAGAGAAACUCGUUUCAAAACUCUGCAGAAGUUCAACUUGGAAAAGGAAGACAACGGUUUUUGCUUCUCAAGGAAGGAUGGGAAACACAAAGAGCAGCGCUUUGUCAAAGGAACUCCUGGAGGAGCUGAAAUCUAACACCAAAUACAGCGAGGCUGAGCUCUGCACAUGGUACCAGUCCUUCCUGAAGGAGUGUCCCAGUGGGAAGAUCAGCAAGGAGCAGUUUGAAGGCAUCUAUGCCAGCUUUUUUCCAGGAGCGGACCCCUCUGCGUACGCACGGCAUGUCUUCAGGAGUUUUGACACCAACGCAGACGGCACACUGGACUUUAAGGAGUACAUUGUUGCUCUUCAUCUCACUUCCGGAGGAAAGACUCUGCAGAAGCUAGAGUGGGCCUUCGCCUUGUAUGAUGUAGACGGCAACGGGACCAUCAGUAAAAGCGAGAUCCAAGAGAUCGUCAGGUCAAUAUUCAACAUGAUCCCUGCUGAGGACCAGAAGAAACUUCCUGAAGAUGAAAACACUCCGGAAAAGAGGGCUGAAAAAAUCUGGGCAUUUUUCGGAAAAAAGGAAAAUGAUAAAAUAACAGAAGGAGAAUUCAUUCAGGGAGUGAUGGACAACAAGGACAUCCUACGUUUGAUUCAGUAUGACGAACCACAGAGGAUCAAGGACAAGCUGAAAGAGAAGAAGCAAUAAAGCAGGAGCUGAAAAACUCAGAAGAAAAGACGACUUGUGGUUUUAAGACUGAUUCUUUGUUUAUGUUUUAACUUCAUGUGACAGCCUGUCUGUCUGAUUGUUCACCAACUGAACAGUUUUGCUUCUGAUUUUGUAACCAGAAAGUUAUAAAAUGACAUGAUCCCACC
Messenger RNA from Nothobranchius furzeri (turquoise killifish), 895 nucleotides. RefSeq names its product recoverin a (gene rcvrna). The record is from RefSeq and is a predicted model, not a curated record. Lineage: Eukaryota; Metazoa; Chordata; Actinopteri; Cyprinodontiformes; Nothobranchiidae. Gene Ontology annotation, molecular function: calcium ion binding.